AUGAAUUCGAAAAUCCUAAUUCUUCUUAUUGUUUGUGUUAUUGGUUUGGCUAUUUCAAAACCACAUAAAAAGCCACAUCCAACACAUAAACCAAAACCACAUCCAGCUUCCAAGGCUACACCAAAACCAUCGGAACAUCCACAUUCCCCACCGUCUUCUCCAGCUUCACAUUCAACUAAAUCACCAGAAUCAUCUACUUCCGCUCCAAAAUCUCCAUCUUCAUCGAAAGCACCCGGAUCAUCUUCUCCAGCACCAUCAACUCAAAAACCUGCUUCAUCUCCAGCUGCUUCGUCUUCAGCAGCUCCAGCUUCAUCCAAGGCCCCAGUAUCAACAUCGCCAGCUCCUAAAUCCUCGAUCGCCCCAUCUUCUGCUCCAUCGUCUUCUUCCAUUCCUCCAAAAUCAAUUUUUUAUUUCUUCCGUGAUAUUUCAUUUUAA
This is a messenger RNA of Caenorhabditis angaria, 435 nucleotides long. The record is from the annotation of a GenBank genome assembly. Lineage: Eukaryota; Metazoa; Nematoda; Chromadorea; Rhabditida; Rhabditidae.